ACACACAUAUGUAUGUAGGUGUGUAUUUUAUGGGUGGAAAAUGUGAGGCAACCCAAUUAAUGAAGAAUGCUUAUUUAUUUUGAAAUUGCAAAAUCAAUAUAAACAUGCCGCAUUUCAAAUGGACUGCUUGACAAGAAUCAGGUGCUGAGACGUUUUCGCUGUUCUAAACAAACGCGAAGGAUAUUAACCAAAAAUAAUAAGUUAUUUUAUACCAAUGUGAAGGUGCGUGGUCUUGUGAUUAGGUGUAUUGCUAUAACAAUCGUAAAUUCUUACGAUCGUGGUUUCGGUGCGUUGUGUUCUUCAGCAAAACACUUCAUUUCAUGUUGUUCUCCAAUCCACUCAGUUGUAAAUGAGUUCCAAGUAGUAGCUGGAAAGUUAAAUCUGCAACGGACUAGCAUCCCGUCCAGGAGUGUGAGGAUAUUGUAAUCUCAGUCAUUUAUAAGCCGGGGGAACCGGUUUAACUUCCAGCUUCAUGAGUCUUUGAGCCCAUGACAGACUUAAAAAUGCUGCACGUUUUGUCUCUCUGCUGACAUUCCAUUCUUGAAGUAAACUUGAUUUAACCUACAGACAUCUGUAAACAUGCUUGACCCUCGUGACAAGUUAAUCCUCAACAGUCUGAUCUCUUUGAUCGGACUGGUGGGAUUUAUCGGCAACUUUCUCAUCUUACGGAGUCUCAUAGUCUAUAAAAACAUGAGGAUUGCACAUCAUGUUGUGGUUGGAGGUUUAGCACUUGCCAGCAUCCUUUACAUCCUCUUUGAGAUUCCUCAAACAAUUGUGAACUUCACAAGCACUCGUUGGAACAUCACAGAUAUUUGGUGCAACAUAACUAACUACAUGGCACACUGCAGCCUCAUUGUGGUUGCAUUUCAUCUUGUUGUACUGUCUAUUUUAAAUGCCCUCAUCCUCACUAACCGUCCUAAUAUGAUUAUUUCAGGCAAACAUGCCUUGAUAAUUGUCAUCAUUUUGUUUGUGGUAAUUUUUACUGCUGGAGUACCAUUUGCAUUUGCCUACCAUGUGGAUAAAAGUUUGGAGCGAUGUACUUUUAAACCAGACUUAGAUGAUGAAUUCCUGCUACUCAUCAUCAUAACUGUUUGUUAUUUCUUACCCUUUGGUCUAGUUCUUAUCACCCAUGUCAUCCUCCAUUACAUAACACAGCGUUUCUUUGUCGAUAGUAUACCCGAAGACAAGCGCAAACUCUCCCAGUUAGCUUUAGGUCUUGUCAUUGCUUAUUUUUUCUGUCAGUUACCCUACCAUGUUGUAAAUAUUCACUUGCUUUAUAUGUUAAAAGACCCAAACAUCCAGCCUAAGCAAUUUAUAAUGUGGAAUCGAAUUUCUUCCUACUUGUUGUGUCUUGCUCAACUUAGUUUUUCCAUUAGUCCCAUCGUCUGUGCAAAACUUUCCAAAGAUUUUGGCGAUAGCUUCGACGAGAUCAUCAACUGCACAGCAUGUGUCUCAUCAGGGAACCAAAGACAAGGAACUCUCAAUGCGUCCACUCCAUUAACCUGCUCAACUUUAAUUGGUUCUGAGAAUAAUGUAUGAGAUGAGAGGAGCUCAAUGUAAAUAAUUAAUAUGAACUGUGUUGUGUAUUUUGCUCAGAGAGAGAGACUGAGACUUAUGGAAUGGCACAACUGGCUUGGAACAGUGGAAGCUAUUCAGGAAAAAAACCCAGUUUCUUCUUACUUAAUGUUAGGAAUGGAAAACAAUGGAGAAAUAUAUUUUGAUUCAGAAGAAUUUAUGAUGAUGUUCCUGACAAAAAUAGUCAAGAUCUUUUUUUUUAAAACUUUUUAUAAGAAAACAAAACUAUCAGGGCGGGCAGGAUACAAUUUGAAAAAAAUUGUAUUUUAAUAAUCCAUACAAAGUAUACACACACACAUGCUUGCACAUAGACAAGGUGUGGCUAAAAAAAUUUCCAGAUUCACCAUUCUUCAUAAAAGUUUCAACAGCAAACACAAAGUGUGCACCGGUCCAAAUGAUGAAUGGUGACUAACAAAUAAAUGGUAAACCAUUAGCUACAUGAAGAGACCAUUAUUAUCUGCCUAACUUUAAUAAUACCACAACAAUGGUCGCCGCACCCUGUACAAUGUCAAUUGAAUUUUGAGUUUCAAUAUGUGUGAAUACAUGAAUGUCAAAAUGUGAAUAACGUGUAAAUAUGUUGGAAUAUGUAUGUAUGUAUGUAUGUAUGUAUUUAUGAAAAAUGUAUGUGUGAACUAUAUUAUUGAUACCUGUGAAUGUAUAAAAAAAAA
Messenger RNA from Octopus sinensis (East Asian common octopus), 2243 nucleotides. Its product is annotated as neuropeptide CCHamide-2 receptor. Gene Ontology annotation, molecular function: G protein-coupled receptor activity. Gene Ontology annotation, cellular component: membrane. The transcript has 2 exons. Gene Ontology annotation, biological process: G protein-coupled receptor signaling pathway. The record is from RefSeq and is a predicted model, not a curated record. Bases 580 to 1539 code for a protein of 319 amino acids. Lineage: Eukaryota; Metazoa; Mollusca; Cephalopoda; Octopoda; Octopodidae.